Messenger RNA from Styela clava, 1821 nucleotides. Lineage: Eukaryota; Metazoa; Chordata; Ascidiacea; Stolidobranchia; Styelidae. The record is from RefSeq and is a predicted model, not a curated record.
AUUAGUCUCCUUUUAACGGCUAAAAUUGAAAUGAAGGUUGUCGUAAUCGUUGCACUAAUCUGGAGUGCAGUUUUAGUUGCGGGAACUCAACACAAUUUCCAGGAAGAAAGACACGACAGAAGGGAAGCACGGUAUCCUCCGAAAAUGAUUUACGUAAAUCACCGGGACCGAGAUGCAUAUUAUGGCGACCAAUAUGACCAACCCAGAGAUGAGACACGACGACGCGGAGAUUAUGAAAAUGUUGAAAAUGCCAGAGAUGAAGCAGACUUGGUUAUGUCUUUCAUUAAAACGAUCAUAAAAAGCAUAGAUUUUAUACCUGCCAGGAAAGAUAACACAAACUGGGAUGGAUAUCAGAGAGACAGACGUAUGAAUGGAGGAGAUAGAGGAUAUACAAGUGACAGUAGAGAUAAUACAGAAUGGGAUGAUUAUCAAAGGGACAGACGAAUAAAUAGAGAUAGAGGAGGUUAUACACUGGGAGAUAAUACAGAUUGGGAUGAAUAUCAAAGAGACAGGCGAAUGAAUACGGGGGAUAUAGUUAAUAUGCCCGAACAAAAAGAUAGUACAGAUUGGGAUGAACAUGAUAUGAGCAGACGAAUGAAUAAAGCUGACAAUGUUGGUAAUGCAGAAUGGGAUGAAUACCAAAGGGAAAGAAACGGGCUAAUGAAUCAAGUGCAAUCGUAUGUUCCGAAUAAAAAAUUUGGGCAGAACAAUUAUAACCAUGGAUCAGUCGAACAAAUUUAUAAUUGGCAAAGCUCAAAAAGUGACAGAAUGAGAGAAAAUAAUGAAGAUGGGUACGGCAGUAGUUAUACCAGCAAGGUGAAUAGAAGAGACAGCGAAAUGCACUCGCAAGAUUAUCAGUACGGAAGAAAUGCAGCAGAAUGGAACAAACAGACUGAUCAGCAAGAUCGUGAUAUUUUCGUUGAAUAUGACGAGUAUCCUAGUCGUGAUUAUUAUGAAAAUUCCGAAGACUACAAAACAAGAAAUUGGAUCAUGCCAGACGACCUGUGGGACAAUGUAAACAGUGAAAGGUAUCUUUCCCUUAGUGACGACGGUACCAGAUUGAGUGACUGGAUCGGAGAACUGAGCGUAUGGAAGACUGUUAUGGAUGGAUGGCAUGAAGUAAUGCAAGGAUGGGUAAGGUUAAUGGGUGAAUGGAACAAAUUGAUGAAUGGAUCAUUUGUCGGUUGGAGUGGAGAGUCAAGGUACAGCGAUGAGAAUGAUGGACAAAGUAGUGACAAAUAUCAAACUACCAAUCCUAGUAGAAUGAGCACGUUCAAAGGCGUAAACACUGAAAAUCACGAAAAUAGCGGCGGACAAAAAAGUUCAUCAAAUCGUAUCACCGGUACAGAAAAUAGGUAUGUCUGGGUGGAUGAUAUGGCAACUUCAGAUAGCGCAGAUGGUGUCGGCGACGGAUGGUCAGAAUAAUAAGAUGAAAACUAAAUACUGUACUAGUGUACUAUUGUAUUUAGCAGUUGCUUUCAAGCUUUAGUACGACUCCAAAUCAUAAAAAGUUUCUGAUAUAUAUAAAUAUAAAAAAAAAUUUUAAAAAUAAAUAACGCAUUUUUUGCCCCAAUCGCAUAUAUCGUUUUAACUGGCUUAUAUUUAGUAACAUUCAACUUCGUGCAUUUGUCUAAAUAGGGUCGUCCCAUUUAUUUUAGGCACCAUUUGGGGAAAAAAGGAUGAGUUUCCCUAUGAAUAACUGUGCCUGCCCAAAUAAAUACUUGGUGUAUUUUUGACAUUUUGAGUUGAAUAUUGUUGAUAAAUCCGAAAUUUUUAGAAAAAUUUUCUGUAAAAUAGAUCUUUAAAUGUUAAUAAAUAUUG